AUGGGCCUGUCAAUAUGCAAAUAUGUUAAGGGUCCUUGGAACCUGGAGCCGAUCCCAAGGAGGAACAAGGUGGGAGACACACCAUACAUGGACCUGGUACAUAAAGUGAGUGUCACAGAGAUAAAGGAUUCAGAAAGGUCAUUCACCUUCAAUAGGAAGCUUCUGUUCACUGCCAGUCAAAAUGUAAUCACAAGCCGUAGUAGGAUUCACAAACUCCUACUACCAAAAGCAGCUGACAGGCACAGAGACUUGUGGGAAAUAAAGCCACCUGAUUUUAGCCCAAAACUGUACUGCACUCUAAACUUGCCUCGGAUCAAGAAGAAAACCCUUGACUCAGCUAUACUCAAAGAAGGAUUAGAAGAAUUAUCUCAAAGCCUUGAUAUAAUGCCUCCUGUAAUGGAAUCCAAACAAGAAAAAAACAGAAAUAUUCCCGUGUUUGUCAAAUCAUACAAACCGCCUGCACUGCUGGAUUUACAGCUACAGUUUGUGAAGUUUGGACAGUUUCCACGUGAUCCCUACAAAAACCCAAAGCCUCACAAUUUCAGACCUUGUGAUGAAAACCUGCCAGACAUGGUGACUUCCAUAGCAAGGGACCCUGGAAAUUUGAACCUUAAGACUCCACUUUUGGGAGAAACAAUCCAGCCUGAGUCAUAUUCUCCAAAAGAGGAGACAGCUAGGAAAAUUAUUACUUUCAAACCAGCAGAACCCAAAUGGGAUGCACAACUCAUGCUGCCGAAGUCCCCUUGGCCACCCAUGUCCGCUACAUACACAAGGCAUCGGCGCAGGAGAGGGGAGUACAGUGCAUUUAUGGACCGUGUGGAAGAGAAACUCAGCAGAUCGUGGAUGAAAUAA
Messenger RNA from Tachysurus vachellii, 852 nucleotides. RefSeq lists its product as uncharacterized. The transcript is spliced from 6 exons. The coding region runs from base 1 to 852 and encodes 283 amino acids. The record is from RefSeq and is a predicted model, not a curated record. Lineage: Eukaryota; Metazoa; Chordata; Actinopteri; Siluriformes; Bagridae.